Molecule: messenger RNA, 1213 nt
Organism: Drosophila miranda
Lineage: Eukaryota; Metazoa; Arthropoda; Insecta; Diptera; Drosophilidae
Gene: Sgf11
Product: SAGA-associated factor 11 homolog
Exons: 1
Coding region: 223-840 (205 amino acids)
Biological process (GO): positive regulation of DNA-templated transcription; regulation of transcription by RNA polymerase II
Cellular component (GO): SAGA complex; DUBm complex
Molecular function (GO): transcription coactivator activity
Source: RefSeq, a predicted model, not a curated record
UCUAGCGAAAUCUUUUUAGAAAAUAAAUUCAGCAUUUAACGUAGUAAUAAAUAACAAAAACUGCUUAAAUGAAUCAGGUUUAGAGCGACUGAAACCACCAGAACGAAAGCGCGACUGUCUGGCAACGCAUUGGCAUUGUAGAUACGAAAAGAAAACAAAUCGAAUUUUUUAAAUUACACUGUGCUGCCAGAGGAAUCUUCCACUAAACAAUAAACGUAAGGCAUGUCUGCGAAUGCAACUGCCUUGAACAUGCCAACGUCUGCAGCACCGGUGCCGGCGGCCGCUGCUCAAAGCCCCACUACACGCAAAGCGAUUGCAAACAACUUUCGCGAACUGACCAAAGACCCAAAAAAACUGGACGAAGCCGCCAAUCAGCUGUAUGAGUCGCUCCUGGAAGACGCUGUGACCGGCAUUUUCAUCGAGGUUCAUCAUUUGCGGAAAAUCGGCAAUCUGUCGGCCCUGGACGGAGUGGCCGAGGAGUCGGCGCACCGCAUUUGCGAUGUUCCAAAUUUGGAUAUAUUUGGUGUCUCCACGGCCAAGAAGGCCAUUGAUUGCACCUGCCCAAACUGUGAUCGACUGGUGGCGGCAGCACGUUUCGCCCCACAUCUCGAGAAGUGCAUGGGCAUGGGCCGCAUUUCGUCCCGCAUUGCAUCCCGCCGUCUGGCGACCAAGGAGGGCACCAGUGCCAGCUCGAAUUCCUCCUAUGUGCAUUCCGGAGCCAAUGCAGGCGGCACCGACGACGAGGACGAUGUCGACUGGUCAUCUGAUAAACGCAAAAAGAAAUCCACACAAAACUCGCGUAACAAUGGCUCCAAAAAGAACAAUGGCAAAACUUUUUAAACAGCUCCCGGCCAAGUGGUGCAAUAAUUGAGAAAUGUAUUAAAUUUCCAUGCAUUGUACAAACAAACAAUUAGUUUCCAUAUUUGUCUAUUGCGUAAACGCGAACAUGGUCAAUCACCAGCGUAGGCUGCGGCCAAUUCUCUUUUGUAAAGAUCUCUUUAAUCAGCUUGCCAGCUUGUGGAAAGGUAUUUGAAAAUUUGUCUUUUUUAUGUUCCUUCAUCAGAACCUCAUCGUCGAAGUUCAUAGCACCGCCAGCAGUAAGGCCCAGUACCAGAUAACACUGUUUGUUGAACGGAACGGAACAGAAAGGUAAAGGUUUGUCAAGAUUUACAAGAAGAUAAAAUAUCAAAAAUAAAGAUCCACCCUCUCAUCA